AUGCCAGGCGUAGUCUCAGUCAAAACGCCGGCCAAUGCGCCACCGCUCCGUGUAGCCGUCCCAGAAACGCAACCUAACCGUUCCGAACUCUCAAAUCCUCCUCGAACCCCGAUGAAGAAGACCCCUUCUUCCUCUACACCAUCUCGAUCCAAACCAUCUCCCGGUAGAUCCCCGGGAGUCUCCUCCGCCGCCGUACUUGACGAUCCCUCUCUCGACAACCCGGAUCUCGGCCCUUUCCUCCUCAAGCUCGCUCGAGACGCGAUAGCUUCAGGCGAAGGUCCAAACAAAGCACUAGACUACGCGAUCCGCGCCACGAAGUCGUUCGAGCGAUGCUGCGCCGCCGCUGCUCCUCCCGUUCCCGGCGGAAGCGACGGCGGACCUGUUCUCGAUCUCGCCAUGAGUCUCCACGUCCUCGCCGCUAUCUACUGCAGUCUCGGACGAUUCGAUGAAGCGGUCCCGCCGCUCGAGCGAGCUAUCAAGGUUCCGGAUCCGACCCGGGGACCCGACCACUCUCUCGCUGCGUUCUCGGGGUGUAUGCAACUCGGCGACACGUUGUCGAUGUUAGGUCAGAUCGAUAGAUCGAUAGCUUGCUACGAAGAAGGUCUUAAGAUCCAGAUCCAGACUCUAGGCGAAACGGAUCCACGUGUCGGAGAAACUUGCAGGUACUUAGCGGAAGCUUAUGUUCAAGCAAUGCAGUUCAAUAAAGCUGAAGACUUGUGCAAGAAGACUCUAGAGAUCCACCGUGCGCAUAGCGAACCUGCCUCGCUCGAGGAGGCAGCUGAUAGGAGACUGAUGGCGAUCAUCUGUGAGGCUAAAGGAGACUACGAGAACGCCCUCGAGCACCUUGUCCUCGCCAGUAUGGCCAUGAUUGCUAGCGGGCAAGAAUCCGAGGUGGCAUCGAUCGAUGUCAGCAUUGGGAACAUCUACAUGUCGCUGUGCAGGUUUGACGAGGCUGUGUUCUCUUACCAGAAGGCUCUCACUGUGUUCAAGUCCUCUAAGGGUGAGACUCAUCCUACGGUAGCGUCAGUGUUUGUCAGAUUGGCUGAGCUUUACCAUAGGACAGGGAAACUUCGUGAGUCCAAAUCUUAUUGUGAGAACGCGUUGAGGAUAUACAAUAAGCCGGUUCCUGGGACAACCGUGGAGGAGAUUGCUGGUGGGUUAACCGAGAUCUCUGCUAUUUAUGAGUCUGUGGAUGAACCCGAGGAAGCAUUGAAGCUACUUCAGAAGUCAAUGAAAUUACUUGAGGAUAAACCAGGACAGCAGAGCGCUAUUGCAGGGUUAGAGGCACGAAUGGGAGUAAUGUAUUACACGUUGGGGAGGUAUGAGGACGCAAGAAACGCGUUUGAGAACGCUGUUACAAAGCUGCGUGCAGCGGGCGAGAAAUCUGCCUUCUUCGGAGUUGUAUUAAACCAGAUGGGACUGGCAUGCGUUCAGCUUUUCAAGAUCGAUGAGGCUGGUGAAUUGUUUGAAGAAGCGAGAGGGAUUCUCGAACAAGAACGUGGUCCUUGUGAUCAGGACACUCUCGGUGUUUACAGCAACCUUGCUGCUACAUAUGACGCCAUGGGAAGGAUAGAAGAUGCGAUUGAGAUACUAGAGCAGGUUCUGAAGCUGAGAGAGGAGAAGCUUGGGACUGCAAAUCCGGAUUUUGAGGACGAGAAGAAGCGUUUGGCCGAGCUUUUGAAGGAAGCGGGGUGGUCUAGGAACUACAAAGCCAAGUCGCUACAGAAUCUGAUCGAUCCCAACGCAAGACCUCCCAAGAAAGAGGGAUCUGCUAAGAAAUGGCCCAGCCUCGGUUUUAAGUUCUGAAGAACAAAAAAACGUAACCAUAUGUCCAUAUAUUAUUUUUUUUGAUCUUUUAUCUAUCAUAAAUCUGAGGCUGAUGAUUAAUUUCCUGUAUGAGUGUUAUUAUUUGAGUUUGGUGAAAUACUGCCAGGUUGGUGAGCUGUUUGUUAGAGUUUGAGAGUUUCUUUCAUUCAA
This is a messenger RNA of Raphanus sativus (radish), 1977 nucleotides long. Its product is annotated as protein KINESIN LIGHT CHAIN-RELATED 1. Gene Ontology annotation, molecular function: protein binding. The transcript is spliced from 4 exons. The coding region runs from base 1 to 1806 and encodes 601 amino acids. The record is from RefSeq and is a predicted model, not a curated record. NCBI's taxonomy places the organism in Eukaryota, Viridiplantae, Streptophyta, Magnoliopsida, Brassicales, Brassicaceae.